GUGGACAAAGGUGUCGUGCCCCUGGCCGGGACAAACGGAGAGACCACCACCCAGGGGCUGGAUGGCCUGUCCGAGCGCUGCGCCCAGUACAAGAAGGACGGGGCUGACUUCGCCAAGUGGCGCUGUGUGCUGAAGAUCUCGGAGCACACUCCCUCUCACCUGGCCAUCCUGGAGAACGCCAACGUCCUGGCGCGCUACGCCAGCAUCUGCCAGCAGAACGGGAUUGUGCCCAUCGUGGAGCCGGAAAUCCUGCCCGAUGGGGACCAUGACCUGAAGCGCUGCCAGUACGUCACCGAGAAGGUGCUGGCAGCUGUGUACAAGGCGCUGAGCGACCACCACGUCUACCUGGAGGGGACGCUGCUGAAACCCAACAUGGUGACGCCCGGCCACGCCUGCACCAAGAAGUACAGCCAUGAGGAGAUCGCCAUGGCGACCGUCACCGCCCUGCGCCGCACCGUGCCGCCCGCUGUGCCCGGCAUCACCUUCCUGUCCGGCGGGCAGAGCGAGGAGGAGGCUUCGCUCAACCUCAACGCCAUCAACAAGUGCCCCCUGCACAGGCCCUGGGCCCUCACCUUCUCCUACGGCCGCGCCCUGCAAGCCUCCGCCCUCAAGGCCUGGGCUGGCAAGAAGGAGAACGCCAAGAACGCCCAGGAGGAGUACAUCAAACGGGCCCUGGCUAACAGCCUCGCCUGCCAGGGGAAAUACACCCCAAGUAGCCAGGGUGGAGCCGCUGCCAGCGAGUCCCUCUUCGUCUCCAACCACGCCU
Terrapene triunguis (Three-toed box turtle) is the source of this 766-nucleotide messenger RNA. Its product is annotated as fructose-bisphosphate aldolase A. Gene Ontology annotation, molecular function: fructose-bisphosphate aldolase activity. The transcript is spliced from 6 exons. Gene Ontology annotation, cellular component: cytosol. The annotation marks the transcript as partial. The record is from RefSeq and is a predicted model, not a curated record. Lineage: Eukaryota; Metazoa; Chordata; Testudines; Emydidae. Gene Ontology annotation, biological process: fructose 1,6-bisphosphate metabolic process; glycolytic process.